Molecule: messenger RNA, 2948 nt
Organism: Ictalurus furcatus (blue catfish)
Lineage: Eukaryota; Metazoa; Chordata; Actinopteri; Siluriformes; Ictaluridae
Gene: nxn
Product: nucleoredoxin
Exons: 8
Coding region: 788-2044 (418 amino acids)
Molecular function (GO): thioredoxin-disulfide reductase (NADPH) activity
Source: RefSeq, a predicted model, not a curated record
GUGUGCUUCUAACUUUGUGGCAACAUUUUGGGGAAGAACCACAUAUAUAGGUGUUAUGGUCAGGUGUCCACAUAGUUUUAGCCAUAAAGUGUAUAGUUUGGGGCGUCUGUUGUUCGGGUGGUAGAGCGGGUUGUCCACUAAUCGUAGGGUUGGUGGUUUGAUUCCUGGCCCACGUGACUCCACAUGCCAAAGUGUCCUUGGGCAAGACACUGAACCCCAAGUUGCUCCCGAUGGCAAGCUAGCGCCUUGCAUGGCAGCUCUGCUACGAUUGGUGUGUGUGUGUGUGUGUGAAUGGGUGAAUGAGACAGUGUAAAGCUAAGGUUAAAAAAGCGCUAUAUAAGUGCAGACCAUUCGUUUAAGAAACGACAGCUGGUGCAAAUGUCUCACCUUACAAAACACUACAGCCAUGUCUUGAGUCUAGAAAGGUGUACAAGCCUAGCUGUUUUGUGUGUAGUUCGGAGGAAACACUGAAGUGUUUGAAUUGUGAAGAGAAAUUGCAAUACCAGCAUGCGCCAGUAGGUGUCAGCAGUGCAGCGUGUAGUGUAGAGGGCGGGUAGCGGCGGCGCUGCUGGAGACGAGGCUAAAAGCAGAGCGCAUUCCUGAACAGCGCUCAGUGUGUCGAGUCCUCAUGCUUUACGCGGCGGUGAAGGCCGGUCUGUGCGCGUUAAAAACGGACAAAUAAGGGGCUCCACAGCGGUUCGGCUUCCGUUAAGCCUGCUGAGGUUUUAUUCCGAGCUAGUGGUUCGACAGACGGAGUGAAAAUCGUCCGCUACAGUCCACAGCGACGAUGUCGGAGUUCCUGGUAAGUCUGCUCGGAGAGCGGCUCGUCACCGGAGAGAAAGCCGAGGUGGACGUGCACGCGCUGGGCAGCGGGCUCGCGCUCGUCGGCCUCUACUUCGGCUGCAGCGUGAACGCGCCGUGCCGCCAGUUUAACAGCAGCCUGGCGGACUUCUACUGCCACUUCAAAACCUCCUCCGAGCACAAGGACAAACUGGAAAUUGUCUUCAUCUCGUCCGAUCAGGACCAGAAACACUGGCAGGACUUCUUGCAGGAGAUGCAAUGGCCGGCGUUGCCUUUUAAAGACAGACACAAAAAGAUGAAGCUGUGGAACAAGUACAAGGUGACCAGUAUCCCCUCGCUGGUGUUUGUGGACGCAACGACGGGGAAGGUGGUGUGUCGCAACGGUUUACUUGUGGUGAAAGAUGACCCUAAAGGUCUGGAGUUCCCGUGGGGGCCGAAGCCCUUUGCGGAGGUGGUGUCCGGACCCCUGCUCAGUAACAACAGACAGACAGCAGACAGCAGCACCCUGGAGGGCUCCUACGUGGGGAUUUACUUCUCUGCUCACUGGUGCCCGCCCUGCCGCAGUCUCACCCGAGUGCUGGUGGAGUCUUAUCGGAAAGUGAAGGAGUCUGGACACAAGUUCGAGAUCGUGUUUGUGAGUGCCGACAGAUCAGAAGAUUCCUUCACGCAGUAUUUCAGCGAGAUGCCGUGGCUGGCCGUGCCGUACACGGACGAGGCCAGGAGAUCCCGCCUCAACAGACUCUACGGCAUACAAGGGAUCCCCACACUGAUUUUUCUGGACACGGAGGGUCACAUGAUCACGCGGCAGGGCCGAGUGGAGGUGCUCAAUGACCCAGAAUGCCAUCUUUUCCCUUGGCACCCGCGGCCUGUGCUGGAGCUCAGUGAGUCCAACGCUGUGCAACUCCAUGAAGGCCCCUGUCUUGUUCUCUUUGUAGACGCAGAGGAGGAGGGUGAGCUGGAGCCAGCCAAGGAGCUCAUCCAGCCAAUUGCUGAGAAGAUCAUGGCCAAGUACAAAGCCAAGGAUGAGGAAACCCCGCUGCUCUUUUUUGUGGCUGGAGAGGACGACAUGAGCGACUCUCUGCGUGAUUACACCAACCUGCCUGAGGCGGCGCCGCUGCUCACCAUCCUGGAUAUGUCAGCCCGUGCCAAGUACGUCAAAGACGUGGAGGAGAUCACGCCGGCCGUGGUGGAGCAGUUCGUCAGUGACUUUCUAGCCGAGAAGCUCAAACCGGAACCCAUAUAAAGUUGGACAGUAUUACAUCUCCCAUCAGCCCCAUGACUACCACUUCCCUCCACUCCUCCUGUGAGACUCUGAGAUGCUUCACUUUGUACUGACUUUUUUUUUUUUUUUUUUAAAAACAAACAUUACCCCACAUCCCCGGAGUCUCCUGUGGUGCCUUGCAUAUUUACAGCCUGGACGGUCAAAUUUCAUAAAUCUUUGUGGCAGUAUGUCCGAUCUCAGAAUGUAGAUGAAACCCUAGAGCUGCAGUACACUCGGAUUUAAAACACACUCGUUUUAUUUUAUUCAACAUUAAAAAGACAUGGCUUUUAUUUCCACGUAGUAAGAAAAUCCUGGUGCGUUUCUAAGGAACGCAGGACACGCGUUUCAGGACCAGGCUGCACUUCUGUCCUUAUGGGUGCUGAUUAUACACUUUCAUGGACAACCUGAUAUUUCUGUAAAGUUCACAAAGUCUGUUCUUUUCUUAAAGCGGUUUUAUGCAGUCCGUGAUCCAGAAAAAUCAUUUUUCCACAAUUGUUUCCGCACAUAUUUUCCCAUUUCGGUCAGUGGAUUUUCUGUGAAGGUCCAGUUUAAUAUGAAACAGUCCAAUUUUGAAGGCACAGAAUAGCUUUUAGCAAGUUUCCACACUAAAUAUAGGAAUUUAUUAGUGUCCAGCUUCUGUCUCUCCUUCAUUAUGUUUUCUGCUGAGCCCUGGCCAUUAAAACUGACUGUCUCUGUCCUGUGUCUCGUCUCGUAUUAAAUGCAAUCCUCAAUUUCAGGAACAAAAUUUAUGGCACUCUUCUUUAUAUAUUUUUCCCCCACCACAGUGAUGAUACGCUACACUUAUAAUGGUCAUGAAAGACCAUACUUUCCGAGAGAGAGAGACCCAGGAAUAAUAAGUUUCUCUCUGACUUUUGGCAUCAAGGAG